AAGACUCCAAUAUCUGACAGGACGAUAUUUCUCACAUUCAACCACAGGGCAAUUGUCUGACGAUGUCCAAGCAAAGAGGAAUCAAACAAUUCGAGACUGCUCACCAGCAGAGGGAGGGUGCUGGUUUCAUUGUAAAGCGACCCAUCGGUGGGCGAAUAUCCUAUUCCGAUCCCUUCCUCAUGUUGGACCAUUUUGGACCGGUGGUGCACAAACCAGGAGAGGCAGUGGGAGCACCUGAUCACCCACACAGAGGUUUCGAGACAGUCACCUACAUAAUUGAGGGUAGCUUUCAACACAAGGACAGUGUCGGCAACUCGGGACACCUCAAGGAAGGUUGGGUGCAAUGGAUGACUGCUGGCUCUGGUGUCGUGCAUGCUGAAAUGCCUGGAGAUGAUAUCAUGAAGAAUGGCGGUCGUGUGGAGGGAUUUCAACUCUGGGUAAAUCUUCCGGCCAAAGACAAGAUGAUUCCUCCUCGCUAUCAGGACACGGCUGCUGAGUUGAUCCCUACAGUGACAGAGCAGGAGGGGAAAGUGUGGGUGAAAGUAAUUGCUGGAGAGAGCCUGGGCACUCGAGCUGUGAUAGAGACAAGAACUCCGAUGAUGUACCUGGAUAUUCGACUGCAACCUGGGACAGUGUUCUCACAGCACGUGCCAGAGGAGUACGAUGGAUUCUGUUACGUGUAUAGGGGGCGUGGCUACCUUGGAGCUGAGAGGAGAGGAGCAGAGAUGGGACAAGUGGUGGUGCUCGAUAAGGGGUCAGAGUUCAGAAUGGAAGGUGGAGAGGACAGCGAGCUCCGUGUGCUACUAAUUGCCGGGAUUCCCCUCAACGAGCCAGUUGCCAGACGUGGUCCAUUUGUGAUGAACACUUGGGAGGAGAUAGAGCAGGCGUUUACUGACUAUCGGUCUGGGAAGCUGGGGAAGAUUGAGGGGGCGGAGGAGAGGUAUGCAGCAUCCCAACAAGCCAAGCAAAGACAGAAAGAGAGUGGAACAUGGCAAGCUGGGAAUAAGGAACUGUGAACUUUACCACCAUUGUUUGUUAUACAGCAUUACCUCGAUCAUGCAUGCAUGUGUAGCUAUAGUCUGUUAACAUGUAUAAUUAUACAGUCAUAAUAAUCUCAUGCUUUGAUCAUGUAUAAUUAUAGCUAUGUAUAGUAGCUAUAAUUGGACAUGUAUGUUUAUCGGAUACAAUG
Molecule: messenger RNA, 1189 nt
Organism: Halichondria panicea
Lineage: Eukaryota; Metazoa; Porifera; Demospongiae; Suberitida; Halichondriidae
Source: RefSeq, a predicted model, not a curated record